GUAACCUGAAUAUACGCAGUUAAAAGGGUGAUCCGAAUAUGUGUAUUUUCGUUUUCUUGUUUUGAGAUAUUAAAAAGGAAAAACUGUCAUAUUUUGGAAAAUCCACGGCACCAUUUUUUCCGUUCGUCAGAUUAUAAGUACGAGCGACUUUUAUUUAUUCAGAGAGAUAAACACGAAGACACAGAUACGGACUGAGAAAAUAAUGGCAUCAACAGAAGCUCAAGUAUUGUCAUCACUGGUGUACAGAAUCAAAAAAACGAUUCCUUUGGGUUGCCGUCUUUAUGUUUUUGAUGUUGAUUGCAGUCCUGAUGGUUUCCUGUGUUUAUCAGCAAUAAACAUAGGGGACUAUAAAACGAAAUCGGAAUCUAUUUUAUUUACAUCUCCGUAUGGAAGGUAUAUGGCAGCAGGUAGCAGUACAGAUUAUUAUUGUACUUCCGUAAACUCAGUCUUUAAAGUCAUCGUGCCAAGCAUUUUUCCGAAAAUAAAAAUUUGGCCUGUCCAUGAUAAAAAGCCAAAUCCAGAAUGCAUAACAAAUGAUGGUUACACUCCGCAAGGUAUAACGGUCCGUAAAACCGGUGACGUUCUUAUUUGUCUGUGGAAUAAUGAGAUCGGUGAAAAAAGUUUAGGAAAAGUUAUAUCAACAAAUGGCAUUCUCAACAUUUUCACAGAUAAAAACCACCCUCUCUACGUCUGCCCCACCUACAUUGCAGAGAAUGGCAAUGGAGACAUCUGUGUCUCUGACGUCAGAGCCGUGGUUGUUACGGACGCCGGCGGGAUGUUGAGAUUCCGUUACCAAGGAAACUCCAGUAGCAGCAACUUUGAUCCGUAUGGUAUAUGUUGCGAUUCGUCGUGCAACAUUAUCGUUGCUGAUACGAAAAACGACAAAAUUCACGUGGUUGAUAAGGACGGUCAAUUUCUUUAUCAUGUGAUCUAUCAUGGAAUCAAAAUGCCGAGGGUUCUUUGCAUUGACAGAAAAAACAAUUUACAUGUUGGAGAAUGGCAUACUGAUACCAUUAACGUCAUUGAACGUUAGUUUGCCAGUCACAGUUAAUUACUCACACACAAACUUUUAUUCUUUAUUCUAUGAGAUCUGAAAUGCACAGCAUUAGCUGUUUCGUACUUUGCUAUGUACUUAGCUAUAAAGUAUUUUUUUG
Messenger RNA from Magallana angulata, 1154 nucleotides. RefSeq lists its product as uncharacterized. Gene Ontology annotation, cellular component: extracellular region. NCBI's taxonomy places the organism in Eukaryota, Metazoa, Mollusca, Bivalvia, Ostreida, Ostreidae. Gene Ontology annotation, molecular function: protein binding. The record is from RefSeq and is a predicted model, not a curated record. The coding region runs from base 203 to 1033 and encodes 276 amino acids. The transcript is spliced from 3 exons.